AACUGCUUUACCUCCAAAAACAGGAGACACUUCGCAUAUCUUCUACUUGUUCUGCUAAAAACAACCUCCCCACAUUUUCUCCAUAAUCUCUACGCCUGAUCCAAAAAAAAAAAAACCCAAUACUGCCACAGUAAUAAGGUUCAAGAAAGCAAGAAGAACUAAAGAACUUGCUGGGCUUUUCUUUAAAUAGAUAAAAAUCUCUUCCUACUCAUUUAUCCCAUCAAAGACCCCUCUUUUUCUCCAUUUUUGUGGGAUUUUUUCGUUUGUUGAUUAGUGAAAAUGCCAGAAGAUAUGGGGCUGGGGAGAUUGUCAGCAAUGGUGGUAGCAGUAGUUUUACUAAUGAAAUGCAUCAAUGGAGAAGAUCCAUAUCAGUUCUUUACAUGGAACGUGACUUAUGGAGAUAUCUAUCCUCUUGGUGUCAAGCAACAGGGGAUAUUGAUAAAUGGGCAGUUUCCAGGACCACAAAUUACUUCAGUGACUAAUGAGAACUUGAUUGUUAGUGUUUUCAACAGCUUGAAUGAGCCUUUCCUCUUAUCUUGGAAUGGCGUGCAGCAGAGAAGGAAUUCGUGGCAAGAUGGAGUUUAUGGAACCAACUGUCCUAUCCCUCCAGGAAAGAACUUCACUUAUGUCCUUCAAGUGAAGGAUCAGAUUGGUAGUUUCUUCUACUUUCCCUCCCUCGCCUUCCACAAAGCUGCUGGAGGCUAUGGUAGCAUCAGAAUUUACAGCCGUUCUGUCAUUCCUGUUCCUUUCCCACCUCCUGCUGCAGACUAUACCAUCUUGGCUGGUGAUUGGUUCAAGCAAAAUCACACAGAUCUGAGAGCAAUUUUAGAUGGUGGACAUGACCUUCCCUUUCCUGAUGGCAUUCUAAUAAAUGGCCGUGGAUCAAAUGGUUAUACAUUCACUGUUGAUCAAGGAAAGACUUAUAGGUUCAGGAUAUCGAAUGUGGGGCUUGUGACAUCCCUAAAUUUCAGAAUCCAGGGGCACAAGAUGUUGUUAGUUGAGGUUGAAGGGACCCAUACAUUGCAAAACACCUACGACUCCUUUGAUCUCCAUCUGGGACAGUCUUGCUCUGUGUUGGUCACUGCUGACCAACCUGCACGAGACUAUUAUAUAGUAUUCUCAACACGUUUUACCUCCCAAGUGCUUACAGCAACAUCCCUUCUUCAUUACAGCAACUCAGCAGUAAGUGUUGCUGGGCCUCCCCCUGGUGGUCCAACAACUCAGAUUGAUUGGUCUCUCAACCAGGCUCGAUCCAUCAGGCAAAACUUAACGGCUAGUGGACCAAGACCAAACCCUCAAGGCUCUUAUCAUUAUGGAAUGGUGAAUACUACACGUACCAUUAGACUGGCGAACUCUGCUCCUGUCAUCAAUGGUAAGAAGAGUUAUGCCGUGAACAGUGUGUCAUUUGUCCCAGCUGACACGCCACUUAAACUUGCGGACUACUACAACAUUCAGGGGGUAUUCUCUCUUGGUAGUAUGCCUGACAAUCCCACUGGUUCGGGUGGUUACCUCCAAACUUCAGUUAUGGCCGCUGAUUUUAGAGCUUUCUUUGAGGUGGUGUUUGAGAAUUCGGAAGACACUGUCCAGUCAUGGCACAUUGAUGGCCAUAUCUUCUUUGUUGUUGGGAUGGAUGGUGGACAGUGGUCACCUGCCAGCAGAUCAAACUACAACUUGCGUGAUGGAAUCUCUCGUUGCACCGUUCAGGUUUAUCCAAGGUCAUGGACUGCCCUUUACAUGCCUCUGGACAAUGUUGGGAUGUGGAAUGUCAGAUCAGAGAACUGGGCUCGUCAAUACUUGGGACAGCAAUUCUAUCUUCGCGUAUAUUCUCCUGCAAAUUCAUUGAGAGACGAGUAUCCUAUUCCAAAGAAUGCUCUCCUAUGUGGUCGAGCAUCAGGUCGCAAGACAAGGCCAUUUUAGAACUGAAAAAGCAGAAGAACCGUCACGAAGGGGUGACUGGUUUUACUAUUUGAGCUAUGAAAACAGAGUUCUUACUAGAAGAUGCCAGAACUCUACUUGAGGCUUUUAUCUUUUAUCCUGUCUUCCUGAGAAUCUCAUUUUCCUUUUAUCUGCAUUUGUCAACAAUUGACAUGCAGGAAAUGUUUUGUAAUUUGCAUCCUAUUCUGAUUGAUAUUUGUCAGGAUUACAUGUUAGCACAAUUACUUGGCAAGAAAGGACUAUUCCUCUGUCAGAAAAUAGAAUACUGAGCAAUUAAGUACUUUCUUAUGCAGAAAUCAGAAUUUUUUGUCUCAAAA
Molecule: messenger RNA, 2252 nt
Organism: Coffea arabica (coffee)
Lineage: Eukaryota; Viridiplantae; Streptophyta; Magnoliopsida; Gentianales; Rubiaceae
Product: L-ascorbate oxidase homolog
Molecular function (GO): oxidoreductase activity; copper ion binding
Source: RefSeq, a predicted model, not a curated record